Messenger RNA from Alternaria alternata, 393 nucleotides. RefSeq lists its product as hypothetical. The record is from RefSeq and is a predicted model, not a curated record. The transcript is spliced from 4 exons. The coding region runs from base 1 to 393 and encodes 130 amino acids. Lineage: Eukaryota; Fungi; Ascomycota; Dothideomycetes; Pleosporales; Pleosporaceae.
AUGGGCUUCUGGGACAACAACGAAGACAACUACCAGAAGGUAUACGAGAACGACAACUUCGAGGAGAACAAGUCUAGCUUGGGACAUGAGGUGAUCGCUGGAGGAGCUGCCUUCGCUGGGUUCAAGGCUUUUGAGGACCAUCAGCGCAAGGAGGGCAAGCCCGUAUCCCACCAAUUCGCUAAAGAGCUACUGGCUGGCUUCGCAGGUGCCGAGGUCGACAAGCUUGCUGAGACAAAGGGCGAGGACUGGUUCGACCGCGAGAAGGCGAAGCGAAGCGCGGAACAACACGCCGAGCGCAUGUACGACGAGCACUACAUCGAGAACCAGGAGGCCGACCAGUACAACCCCCAGCAAUAUGGUCGCCCAGAGAGGUUCGAGCGACGCGGAUGGUAG